This is a messenger RNA of Ceraceosorus guamensis, 513 nucleotides long. RefSeq lists its product as hypothetical. Bases 1 to 513 code for a protein of 170 amino acids. The record is from RefSeq and is a predicted model, not a curated record. Lineage: Eukaryota; Fungi; Basidiomycota; Exobasidiomycetes; Ceraceosorales; Ceraceosoraceae. The transcript is spliced from 3 exons.
AUGGUGAUCGCUCAUGAGCCGGAGGUCACCAAGUCUAGGCCCGAGGAUAUAAAAGCGAUACAGUACAAGACAACCAUCUACAGACCUGGCAAACUAACACCGGCGGGUGAGCGGAUGGCGAUACCGUACCAUAUCCAUGAGUACGAUGCAAGAACAAGCCGUGGAAAGUGGACGAUGCUGAAUGGCAAUCGCAAGACGGAACCUACUUCCUGGGAUCACAUCGGACCUAAUCACCUGCACACCGGAGAUCUAAAGCAUCUUGGAAGCUGGAAGCCGGAGGGAUUGAAGAAUCACAAUCCAAAAGUCUCCCUGUUCUACACCCAUAUGAACAGGCCGGGCUACACGGCCAAGACCGAAGUCCUCUUUUCGAAUCUGGAGAGCACGACCAAGACGCUGCCGACAGGCGCAGAGAGGAAAGAACUAAGGAGACAGGCGGACUCGAAGAAAUCGCCCGAGGAGAAGAGGCAGGCUGCUAAUGCUCGUCGGCCCCCCAAAUAUCCCGUCAAGCCAUAG